Athalia rosae (coleseed sawfly) is the source of this 1281-nucleotide messenger RNA. RefSeq names its product GMP reductase 1-like. Gene Ontology annotation, cellular component: GMP reductase complex. Bases 224 to 1267 code for a protein of 347 amino acids. NCBI's taxonomy places the organism in Eukaryota, Metazoa, Arthropoda, Insecta, Hymenoptera, Athaliidae. The record is from RefSeq and is a predicted model, not a curated record. Gene Ontology annotation, biological process: nucleotide metabolic process. Gene Ontology annotation, molecular function: GMP reductase activity. The transcript has 6 exons.
UGCCCCAGCCUCCAACUUGCCCCGGUCUCCCCUAUGUAUAAUUCAAAUGAGUGGGAGAACAUAUUUGAUAAUAGUCGGAUGAAUAUGAAAACUACGGUAUAAGUAGAAACCGAUUCUGGAAGUAAUUGCAGUUUGUUUGAGAUAUUGAGCGAGAGUUGGUAGGAAAAAUCGAGUCACGUUCAUCGUUUCAUUUUGACAAAACAAGCCCAGAAAAAGGAAAACUAUGCCUACUAUAAUCGACGGUGUGAAACUAGAUUACCAGGACGUUCUAAUACGUCCGAGAAGAAGCAAGAUCAAGAGUAGAAUGGAGGUGGACCUUUUCACAGAGAUAACUUUUCCACACUCGAAACGUACAUUGAAGAGUAUACCGAUUUUCGCAUCCAAUAUGGACGGAACAGGCACUUUUGAAAUGGCCAAGGCGCUCUCGAAGCACGGUUUGUUAACGGCUAUUCACAAGUACUACACGAUCGAGGAUUGGAGAAAUUUCGCUAGAGAUAACCCCGAGUGCCUCGGUAAUGUGUCCGUGUGUGCGGGUACUUCGGAUUCUGAAUUUCAAAAAAUCUCAGAGAUCAUGAAAUUUGCUCCGGAAAUCGCGUUCAUCACCUGUGACGUCGCCAAUGGUUAUUCCGAACACUUUUUAGAGUACGUCAAAAAGGUCCGCGCCACUUUUCCGAAUCAUACGAUAAUCGCUGGGGAUGUCGCGACCCCCGAAAUGGUUGAAGCCUUGGUUAACGCGGGUACUGACAUCGUGAAUAUCGGAAUCGGUCCUGGUUCCGUGUGUACGACCCGUACCAAGACGGGGGUUGGCUACCCCCAGUUGAGUGCGAUAAUAGAGUGCGCCGAUGCGGCACACGGCUUGGGAGCCAAAAUAAUCGCUGACGGAGGCUGCACUUGCGUUGGAGACAUAGCGAAAGCUUUUGGGGCAGGCGCCGAUUUUGUCAUGCUCGGAGGGAUGCUCAGUGGACACGAUCAAGGUGGGGGGGAUACGAUAGAGAGAAAUGGUGAACGAUUCAAGCUUUUUUACGGAUUAUGUUCUUCAACUGCUAUGAAAAUACACUCCGGUGGCGUCGCCGAGUACAGAUCCGUCGAGGGAAAAACCGUCGAGGUUCCUUACAAGGGAGACGUUAAAGUCACGGUAUUCGACAUCCUCGGUGGUCUGCGUUCGGCCUGUACUUAUGUCGGCGCUGAAUCACUUCGGGAACUUCCUUCGCGGACAACCUUUGUACGCUGCGCUCGUGCCGUCAACACCGUCUUCGGACCAUCCUGAGAAAAAUUAUCGCC